AUGAAUUCACUUUUGUUUUCGUUCGAAGCUCAACCGAUCUAGAUAAAAAGCGGACUCGCUUAGCAUAGCUGUGCGAAGCGUUAAGCAGUCAGCAGCAGAUAGACAAGCAGGAAUUGAAGCCCGUUUUAGGAAGAAGCAGCAUACAAACAGUGAGCCCAUAAGAUGAAGCUGCUGCUGCUAGUGGUGGCGUCCUUGGUCGCCGUAUGCCUUGCCGAGCCAAAGCCUGCCAUCAAUGAGGUCAAGUCAAAUCAACCCUUGCAGAAGCCAGGCCGGUUCUUGUCACUACCCGUACCUGAGAAAUGUGCAUCGCGUCCGAAGCAGUUCAGCUACCGUGGACAUAACUACUUCUACAGUGCCCACGUUCCGGCACUCGCCGACAAACGAGUAGACUGGCUCGACGGUCGUAACAUCUGUCGCGAAUACUGCAUGGAUCUGGUGUCGCUGGAAACGCAGGAAGAGAACAACCUGAUCUUCCGAUUGAUUCAGCAGAACGAUGUGCCAUACAUCUGGACAGCCGGUCGACUGUGUGAUUUCAAGGGCUGCGAAGGUCGCCCGGAUCUGGAACCAAAGAACAUUUACGGCUGGUUCUGGUCGAACAACCGUGAGAAGAUUCAUGCUACCAACCAGAUCCCGAACGGCUGGGGCUACAACCCGUGGAGCAAAUCGGGACACAAGAAGAUCCCGCAACCGGACAACGCCGAGUUCGAUAUCAAUCAGACGACCGAAUCCUGCCUGUCGAUCCUGAACAAUGUCUACAACGAUGGUAUCGGCUGGCACGAUGUGGCCUGCUACCACGAGAAGCCGGUCGUGUGCGAAGAUUCGGAGGAGCUGCUGAACUACGUAUCCGCCACCAACCCGGGUAUUCGUCUGUAAGAUGGGACAGUGACAACGGUGCUGGACUUGUAAGCGCAUUAGAACUGCCCGGUAAUGGUGAAACUGCCGCGGAAGCACCAACACCAACUCGAGGAACCAAAUGUCCUCCUUUCUUUCUUCUGUUCAACUUUUGUUGCUACCAUACUGCUCAUUCUGGAAAGCCGUAGUACGUUUCCUCAUUUCAUUUAGUAGAUGAAUUUUGCAGAAAACAUCCAGUGUGGUAUGUUUGUUCUUUUGCAGACAAAAGGAGGGUUGAUGAAAAAAAAUAUGCAUUGCAAUGAAAACGACUCAAACUAUCAGUAUGUCACCUUCCGAAUCGUUCCAACACUAGCCAUCCAGUGUCAACUGUUGGGGAAGUGUUCUGGAAUUACAAAUAACUUUGCCUGUCCACAUAUUAUUACAUAUUUUCCUAUCGUUUGAACAUACCCUUCCUUCAUCAGAUUAUCAAUUUUGUUUAAAUAACAAAUGAAACUUAUCAAUAUCAAGGUAAACCUUCGUCCAUACACACCCACACGCACACUGGAACACAUGUAAAAUGUUUUCUAAAUGUAUAUUUAUUGAAUAAAUAGACUUUUUAAGAAAUAAAAA
This is a messenger RNA of Anopheles funestus (African malaria mosquito), 1461 nucleotides long. RefSeq lists its product as uncharacterized. The transcript is spliced from 3 exons. The record is from RefSeq and is a predicted model, not a curated record. NCBI's taxonomy places the organism in Eukaryota, Metazoa, Arthropoda, Insecta, Diptera, Culicidae. Bases 163 to 873 code for a protein of 236 amino acids.